GAUCCUUAAAACAACCCCACCAGAACUUUUAUGAUCAUUAACACUACUCCAACAACUCAACUUUCAUUUACAAGUUUAUAAAUGCAAGAGAAGAUUAAAGAAGUUGAGUAGAAGAAUUUUUCGUAUAGCAGAAAACAAAAUCAAAAAUAACUCUAAAGUUCAUAAUUCAACAUUAAUCAAUGGGUUCUUGCUCGAACAAAGACAUCGGAUUUUUCAAGAUUAUUCUUCCUGAUACAAUUCGUGACAAGAAACUCGAAUUACCAAGAAAAUUUGUCGCCGGGUACGGGAAUGAACUAUCAAACCCGAUGACUUUGAAUGUAUGCAGCGGUGCGAAAUGGCCAGUGGAGAUCUUCAAAUGUGAUGAUGGUGUGUUUUUGAGGAAUGGUCUGCAAGAUUUUAUCGAAUUUUACUCCUUAGUCUUUAGAUGUGUUCUGUUUUUUGAGUUUGAUAGGAAACAAAUAUGUUUCAAUGUCAUCAUAUUUGAUGAUAGUACCGUUGAGAUAAAUUAUCCAAUUAGUCUGGUUGAAGAGUCUGAUUUUGAAAUAGUAUCGACCCGGAAAUCGAACGGAAAAUCGCCAUUUUCCGUUCCCCCUCGCCCUUCCGAAAAGUUGAACGUAGAUUAUGAAGAAGAAGGAACAGAAUCUGAAUUUAAGGCAGGAGAAAGAAUUAUUACAAAUUAUAGAUCGUUGACACGAACUGAAACAUUGGAUUUUAUUCGGAAAGCCAGGGCCAAGUUUCGAUCUGAAAAGCCGUAUUUCAUUAUCGUGAUGCAAACAUCGUUUGUCGAUCCUGAAUAUAAUUCGCCGACCAUACCGAAAACAUUUGCUGGAAAAUUUCUGCAAAAGGAUUAUGAUAAUGUGAUCCUCAAAAGUUCGGAUGGAGGAAGUUGGUCGGUUGCGUAUAGUUACAGCUCGUCGCGUGGAAGAUUUCAGGUUGGAUGGAGACCAUUUGUCCAUGACAAUAAGAUCGAAGCGGGUGACGUUUGCGCCUUCGAAUUGAUGAACGGUACCAAAAUUAAGUUCAAAGUUACGAUUUUUCGAGAUGUAAAACCUGAGAAUUUCUGCUUAUCGCUUGGCCAGAAGAUAAUUCGAGAAUCAUUGACCAGAGAGGAAACUGUAAAUUUGAUUCAACAAGUAAACAGCCACUUUAGAUCAAAGUUUCCAUAUUUUAUACUUGCAAUGCAAGCAUCACUUGUUGAUCCAGUCUACAAUUUACCAACCAUACCGAAAGUCUUCGCCGUUCAACAUUUGCGAAAGGAUCAUGGCGAUGUGAUCUUCAUUGGUCCGGACGGAAGAAGUUGGCCGCUUGAGUACAGUAAUAGCUACUCGCAUGGAAAAGAGCGGCGAAGAUUUCACGUUGGAUGGAAAGAAUUCGUGCUAGAUAAUCCGAUGCAAGCAGGCGAUGUUUGCGCCUUCGAGAUGAUUGAUUCUGUCAGAAUUACAUUUCGAGUUACUAUUUUCCGAGACAUCAAACCUGGCAACUUCUGCUCGUCGUCUAGCGACGACGAGGAAUCAGAAACAGAAUUUUCUCCAGGGCCAUCUGGAUCAUUUGAACAUGAAAGGCAGAACAUUGUAGAUUUAUCGGAUUCUGAGCCUGAGCCUGAGAUUACUGUGAUAGAGUAAUCAAAUCAUGAGCAACACCUUUAUGAAGUAGCUAUGUACUGGAGAAUUUGAUGUUAUUAAUGAGUAUGUGAUCAUGGAUUAAGCAGUGUCACUCCAGCUACAUGUAAUAGUUAUUUUAGGUUUCCAAUUUAUGCAAACUUCUCAAACUCUCCCUUAAUUGUAAUCUUGAUAUCAACUUUGUCCUUUUUUAGUUAUAAUCUAAUCUUAUUUCUCUA
Mercurialis annua (annual mercury) is the source of this 1837-nucleotide messenger RNA. RefSeq names its product B3 domain-containing transcription factor VRN1-like. Bases 180 to 1622 code for a protein of 480 amino acids. NCBI's taxonomy places the organism in Eukaryota, Viridiplantae, Streptophyta, Magnoliopsida, Malpighiales, Euphorbiaceae. The transcript is spliced from 8 exons. The record is from RefSeq and is a predicted model, not a curated record. Gene Ontology annotation, molecular function: DNA binding.